AUGUCCUUGGCUGUACCACCGCCUAAUCGUAGUCGUGCUUCGUCAACCAACAUACGUCCUCCGCUCACCAUAAACACGCUUGGAAGGCGUCGUUCUUCUUCACUCAUUCUUCCUAUUCAGCAAUCCGAACCAUCUACCCCAUCCACCCCAUCUGAAUCCCAGUCACAUCUUGAACCCUCUCAAAUACUUGCCUCACCUGAACCCGCCCACAAGCCUCCCAUGUUUGCGGUGAUCGCUUCCGGUUUUCUGGAUCUUCUCCACGUGCCCACAACUCACUCUAUAAACUGGUCUGCUCCUUCGUCUCCGCAGUCUACCGUGGAGGACGAAUUUGUCUUACCUUUAUCUGCGUCCUCGCAGCAAACAACAUUUGGUGACAUUUACAACGAAAAAGUUCCACUCCGCACCCAUGCUCGUUGGUGGCGCCCUCAGUCGGUACAUGCUCCUAUACUGCUGGUGAUGCUGCUUUUCCCGUUAACAACGGCCAUCGUCCUAUUAUCCCUCUAUUCCUUGCCCAUUUCCGUCGCUUUCCCGAGAACGUUACCCGAGCUUGCCGCCCUAGGUCGUGAACUCCAUGCAUAUUCACAAAGUCGUCCACUACACCUAGCUCACGUCAUCGCCGUUUUGUCUGUAACUGCAGUCUGGAAACAUGCUUGGUCAAUUCCCGGUAGCGUCAUUUGGAAUGUUUUAGCGGGCGCUUUGUUUCAUCCCGUUCUGGCUACAUUGCUGCUUUCUGCACUCACUACACUGGGAUCAAUGUUUGCGACUCUUUUGUGUGUACCUUUAGCACCAUCUCUUUCGCGCCUAUUCCCCCGUGCACUCCACAUGACCCGUGUUGCUCUCGAGGGUGAAUCCAAUUUGUCCACCGGAAAAAAAUCAAAGUCGCCGACUUGGGCACGCCUCUCCGUCCUCCGCCUCGUUGGCGUGGUGCCUUGGUCGGGAAUUAACAUCGCUUGCGGUGUAUGCGGUGUUGCGAUCUCCGAUUGCUUACUCGGUGCCUUCAUUGGGUGCCUCCCUUGGACGGCGGUCACUUGUCAGAUCGGCGAUAUCCUCCAAACCGUUGCAUCCACGACCUCCCCAUCCCAGCAAACAGUCUCAUCACUGCUAACAUCACCGGACAUCCUUGUCAAACUUGCCUUUUUGUCAUUCCUCUCCCUCGCACCUAUCCUCGGACGCGAGCGGUUACGUUCUUUGAUCUCGGCAUCUUCCUCACCACAAUCUAAUACAUCAAGCCUCAAUCAAGAGGAACGUGUCUCCAGAUGGACAUGGGUGCAAGAAUGGAAGGUUCGGUUAUCUUCCCAAUCACGUACACAACGUGAGGACCACCAGCUGCUGGAAGCUCUCAUUCAAGAGAAGUCCACUCUUCCUUGA
Suillus clintonianus is the source of this 1368-nucleotide messenger RNA. RefSeq lists its product as uncharacterized. The transcript is spliced from 4 exons. Bases 1 to 1368 code for a protein of 455 amino acids. Lineage: Eukaryota; Fungi; Basidiomycota; Agaricomycetes; Boletales; Suillaceae. The record is from RefSeq and is a predicted model, not a curated record.